AUGGAAGAAUUCAAACAGGACGACCAACCAGCUCCACUCGGGCCUCCACCGCCAUACCCAUAUCAGACCCAGGAUGUCUUUACUCAGUCUGGACUCGGAGGAUAUCCCCAACAAGUUCCGGUACUAACAGCUACGUCCACGGAACCCGAAGUUGGCCCACCACAAUACCCGGCUCAGACCGCUCCGUACACAUGUGGAGGCCAUUCACCAAUUGCUCCUCCACCUUACUCAGCGUUUACAGUCGGUGGUUCACCAUAUUCUGGACGAGCCCAAUGUGCAACUGCCAUAGGGACACAGCCUGGAGGAGGUAUGAUGCCGAUUGCGUACCGUGAUCAUCCUGUCUGUCAGCAGUGUCGUUCAUGUGGUCAGAAUAUCGUAACUAAAAUCGAGUACCAACCCGGUAUGAUAACAUGGGUAGCUGCUGGUAUUACAUGUAUGGCCGGGGCUUGGCUUGGCUGUUGCUUGAUACCGUUUUGCAUACCAGCAUGCAACGACGUCAACCAUCACUGUCCCAAUUGCAAUAUGUUACUAGGGAAGUAUGAUCGUCUUAACUAA
This is a messenger RNA of Saccoglossus kowalevskii, 555 nucleotides long. Its product is annotated as lipopolysaccharide-induced tumor necrosis factor-alpha factor homolog. The record is from RefSeq and is a predicted model, not a curated record. Gene Ontology annotation, molecular function: zinc ion binding. Lineage: Eukaryota; Metazoa; Hemichordata; Enteropneusta; Harrimaniidae.